Molecule: messenger RNA, 4425 nt
Organism: Osmia lignaria (orchard mason bee)
Lineage: Eukaryota; Metazoa; Arthropoda; Insecta; Hymenoptera; Megachilidae
Product: 5'-3' exonuclease PLD3
Molecular function (GO): catalytic activity
Source: RefSeq, a predicted model, not a curated record
UUACAGUAUUAUAUUAGGAAGAGAAAAGAAGUUUUAAGUAUAAGAAAAAAUAAAAAUAAAGAAUAAAAAUACAAUCGAACGUACAGUGGUGGUUGAACAUUUAAUACAUUCGAUUCGUAUUUUAAACCGUUCCUUUUCUUUGCUCGAACGAUUUGCUGCUUGUCUUGCUCAAGAAAACGGAUCGCCAUUACACUUUCUAGCGUGCUAAUAGUUUCUCUAAGCGAUUCGUUCAUGGUUUAUCAGUCAAGUACAAUACUUUCUGCAUUGCGCAAUUAUUCAUUAUCCACGUUACUUUAUAUCUUGAAAAAUGAUUUAUACCUUGCUUAAAUCGACGAUCUCUACUGAACGAAGCUUAAUUUUGUUGUGCUUGUUUGUUGUGCAUUUCAAAUGUUCUGUGCUCGUAUGAUCUACCUGUUCGCAUAUGUGAUACACGCGCGCAUGCGCCUACUAUAUUACACUAUCGUGGAUCGUAGAUCUAGUCGAUUAAUUGUAACUCUUGAAGACAGUGAUCAAUCGAUAUCUUACUGAGCGACGCGUUCGAUAACAGUGCUCGAUUACUGUCGAUCUUUGAAUAAAAGAAUCUCGAUUCGUUGGUCGAAAAUCCGACUCGAAUCGAAUCGAAUCGAAUCGAAUUGACGAACGAAUGCGCGAAGAGGUAUGAAAUUGAACAGACAACCGUACGGCGCAUGUAUAUAAUCUAAUAGUAAGAAAUAAAUUGAUUCUAUGCGAUAGAAGAAUGCUAUAUAGGUAAGAUGUUCUUUCUCCUGGACAUAUUAAUAGUCUUCCGCAUUAUGACAGUUGACCUCUGCGUUGAUCCGAUAACGUUUUGACACUUCCGUUCGUUAUUCUCAUCAAUCAUUUCCUACCACAGAAACCAGCAUGCCAUUAGAUAUUCUAAACGACUCUACGAUCGAUCAAUGAUUUAAAUAAUUUUCUGUUUAAAGAGUUUGUUCAAAUAACAACCAAGGAAUAAUAUUGCAAGUCUUAUUUCGUACUGCUCCUCGAAAAAUCUUUCAAUUUACAAUGAGAACGUUAAUUACGCGAUAGCAAACCUCCGAAUAGCAAAUACUUUAUAGUAUCAUCUUCGAUUUUAACCGACCUUGGUCACAAAUAUUUUACAUUUCAGACAAGAAAAUGAAAUGUUUAGCAUUUGACGACCGAACGAUCUGAACAAAACAUGUAAUCGCUUUAAUUAAUAAUUCCACUUCUUUUUCCUAUUCCUGCUUUUUUUUCGAAAAAACAAGGAAAAGAUGAAAGAAGCGAUUCACUGACAUUUACAUCGCUAAGUGAUUCAGUCGAACCGGAUCGUAAUAAAUUUCUAAAUAAAAUAAAUAAAAGAUAUAUGGAAAAGGAGAGAAAGAAUGAAGAGCAUUUGAAAAGUUAAGAUGCAUGUAGGUCACGAAAAGCUGUUGAGCGCAGGUCCGUCGGGAAAGAAACGCGACUUUUCGAUCGUUGCUGGUUGCCUCGCAAAAUACGUCGGUAGGUAGGUAGGUAGGUAGGUUGGUAGGUUGAUAGGUUGGUAGGUUGGUAGGUAGAUAGAUAGAUAGGUCGACGGACGGAACACGAAGAGAACGCCACACGUGUACAAAUGUUGUUGAACAUUUUCUUCGUCACGUAAAGUAAGACAACGAAAUGUCUUUUUUCGCUUGGAAAGGAAGUACACGGUCGGAAAGUGGCGAGCACACUGGACGAAAUUUACAAGACGGUCUUUUUCAAAUAGCCUCUCAAGCUUGCCAUAUAUUGGUACAAGUGAACAAUACGCACAACGUUUCGUACGGAGGAAGCAACAACGUAAAGAAUAUCGCAUACUCAAAAUGUUCCGGCAAAGACGGGGACUCGAUAGGUCUGGCGACUUGUUCCGCGAGCAGAGCACCAGGCUCCUCCGUGAAAUCGUACACGAAAUACGCAAAGGAGCGGGGCAAAGACCAGGAUGUUGUCGUUCUAUUGCCUCAUCGUAAGAGCAGAACGCCUCUGGUUAAACACAAAUUAUCCACAGUCUCGGAGAACGCGCGAUUGGAAUUGAAUCCGUCGAACUGCGGUCACGGUGGCAGUGCCGGUGGCGGAAGCGUCGGCAUCGGCGUCGGCGUCGGCGUCGGUGCAACGAACGUUAACAAUAACGUCGCGGACGACGAUUUCGAACUAUGGGAUCAGUCUGGUUUUAUGUUGAGGCACGACGUGGACGAUCCAUUGACGAGUGGCAAAUGGGGAGGUGCGCAAGGAUGGUGCAAACCGAGUUGCAUCCCGAUUACGGUAAUACUGAUCUUGAUAGUGCUGGUCGUUUUAUUACCGUUGUUGGAUCACGCCGCGGACAAGUACACGUUAAACAACACCAGUUUCGACUUCGACUCGAGCUGUAUGAACGGAUGCAAUUUAUCGCUGGUGGAAAGUUUACCGAUUGGUAUGAAUUAUAGCAACGGCAAUUUUUUCACCGUCGAAAACACUUACGACUCGUGGUUGAGGCUGAUCUCGAUGGCGCAAGAGAGGAUAGAGAUAGCCUCGUUCUAUUGGACUCUGAGAAGGGAAGACGUGUAUCCCGACGACAGCGCGAAACAGGGCGAAGAGAUUUUUGCCUCGCUUCUUCGAGCGGGUAGAGAUCGGAAUAUCGAAUUGACUAUAGCGCAAAAUCAACCCUCGCGAGUCAGUCCAAAUGUCGAUACAGAACUAUUGGCGAAAAAGGCUAAUGCUAAGGUGAGAAGUUUAAACUUUGCGGCUUUACUCGGAGGAGGGGUGCUUCACACAAAAUUAUGGCUGAUCGACAGAACCCACGUGUACGUUGGUUCCGCGAAUAUGGAUUGGCGAUCGCUCACCCAGGUGAAAGAGCUCGGUUUGCUCGUUUUAAAUUGCAGCUGUCUGGCUAACGAUUACGCAAAGAUCUUUGACGUGUAUUGGAUGGUCGGCCAAGAGGGCAAAGUGCCGCCGGCAUGGCCAGAUUCCUUGAGUACAAAGAUCAAUCUAAAGAAUCCGAUGAAAUUCACCUUCAUGGAUAACAAGUAUAAAACAUUUAUCUCGAGUUCACCUCCGCCUUUUUCGCCAAAAGGUAGAACCGACGACAUCGAUGCUAUUCUCUAUUCCAUCGAGAAAGCAGAGAAAUUCAUUUACAUCGCGGUGAUGGACUAUUUCCCUCUGACCAUAUUAACUCCUAAAAUCAGGUACUGGCCGAUUAUAGACGACGCUCUUAGAACGGCGGCUGUCGAACGCAAAGUACAGGUACGGCUGUUGAUCUCUUCGUGGAAGCAUUCAAGAAAAUCGGAGAUCGCAUUCCUGAAAUCGCUGGAGGAUCUGACGGAUAGUUACGCGGGAGUGAAAAUCGAAGUGAGGAGAUUCAUCGUUCCUACGAAUCCAGAUUUCGAUAAGAUACCGUUCUCCAGGGUGAACCACAACAAGUACAUGGUAACCGAGACAAUCGCGUACAUAGGAACGAGCAACUGGUCCGGCGAUUAUUUUAUAAAUACCGCAGGUGUUGGCACGGUAUUCGAAAGUAUCGGCGAUCAAACAAUGGACAACCUGAGACAACAACUGGAGAACGUAUUUCAUCGCGACUGGUACUCGGAAUACUCUUACGCUCUGAAUGAAAGUUCGCAGUGGUCGGAACGAGCGACGAAUACAAUCGUGGACGAUUAUUAUCUGCGAUCGUCCCGCUAUGUAUUAGCGUGACAAUUUCAAGACCGUACAACGAUUCUAGGAUGACCAGCGGACAAAAUUAUAAUCGCGUCUGUCCGAUCCAACGCUCGACGAAGCUUUUAAAUGUCACGUCUGUCGUCAUUGACAAACUUUUCGAUUCCUUUUUUUUUUUUUUUCUUCUUCUUCUUCUUUUUUUCUCGUCUUCUACGAAACGCUCGGCAAAUAUCGACUUCGAGCUGACAUUUUAUUUGUUCCGCCUGUGAUACGUAUGUCGAUGUACAAACACACGCAUACUUCUUCCAUCUUCCUUUGCCAUCUUCUUCCGUCUUGUUUAUUUCGUAUCGUUCCUUCCUCUUCGCUCCCACACCUCGUAUCUUCGUCACUUUCCCACCCCCUUCGCUCUGCGCCCAACGUUGUCUCUUUCAUCGUAUAUGCGCGCGUACGAUUAUCUUCCCAACCCAUCCGUUUAUCUAUGGUCCUCGCGCUCGUCCACGCGCAAACAGGUUCGCACCUACGUACGCGUAUGCAUAAACACGUACACGGACGCGUCGGUACAAGUGUAGAGCCAACACAUAUUCGCACGCGUAUUAAUCACGAAAGACGACUACAUUUGAAAUCUUAAAGCUAUAAGAACGAUCUUAUAUAACGAAUGUCUCUGUGCCUUGCUUAAAGUGCCCUUGCAAAUCUUUUCUACAAAGGAUCGUUUUUUCUACUUAAAACGUAUGUAAAUCGUAACUACACGACGGCCAUCCGUUUAAGAACAGGCCUGUUCAAUAAAUACAAGUCUACUCGAUCGUUUCGAAA